Messenger RNA from Staurois parvus, 344 nucleotides. NCBI's taxonomy places the organism in Eukaryota, Metazoa, Chordata, Amphibia, Anura, Ranidae. The record is from the annotation of a GenBank genome assembly.
UGUCGGUUAUCGGCAUUGCUCUCCUCUCAAGCUGUCACGCUGACAGCUCGAGAGGAGAGGAGAGCCGGUAAUCGGCAUUCCGCGGAGGGGACAUGAGUGCCACCUGUCAGUGUCUAUAAGUGCCAGCUCUCAGUGCCACGUGCCAGUGCCCAUCAAUGCCACAUAUCAGUGCCUACCAGUGCACAUCAAUGCCACAUCUCAUUGCCCAUCUGAGCUGCCUUUCAGUGUCACCCAUCAGUGCCAGUCAGUGCCACCUAUCAAUGCCAAUCAGUGCCACCUAUCAGUGCUGCCAAUCAGUGCUGCCUGUCAGUGCCGCCUGUCAGUGCCCGUCAGUGCUGCCUAUC